Molecule: messenger RNA, 1104 nt
Organism: Trichoderma reesei QM6a
Lineage: Eukaryota; Fungi; Ascomycota; Sordariomycetes; Hypocreales; Hypocreaceae
Exons: 3
Coding region: 1-1104 (367 amino acids)
Source: RefSeq, a predicted model, not a curated record
AUGAAGCUGAGUCUCGGUCUCACGGAUGCCCUCAAGGGCCCUUACCUUGCGCGGGACUUCGUAAGAGCAUCGCUCGAAAUACGAGGGCCUGCCUUUCAAAAAUCGCCGCGCAUCUCGGCGAAGCUCGCCGGCGCCAUGAUCGUGUCGUAUCCCACGCAGAUUAACGCCGCCAGCCCUGGCCAGAUUACGAAUGUGCUGUUUGAGCAGUCCAAGACGAUAGAGUACCGAGACUUGCAGUGCAAAGAGGAUCCCUCCACUGGCGAGUCGAUAUACACCACGCCCGUCGAGUUUCAGUUCCCUGCCGGAGACUGCCACUGCGACAAGGCCAAGAAAUGCCAGCUCCCGCCCACGAUGGAUGUUGUCGAGCAGGGCAUGAGAGUCAGAGUAAAGUACACCUUGUCGGUGACCGUCGGCCGCAGCGUGCUUGGGCCAAUGACAAAGUCCAAGAGCGUGGCGAUGGAGGUUCCCUUCAGCUGCAACCCGUCCGUCUCCAAGCUUCCGCGAUCGGCCUUUGUCUUGUCGGUGCCCAUGGUCGAGAAGCCCGGCCACAUUGCACAGCUGCACAGCUUGACGCAGGAUCAAGAGCGCGCGGAUGGCUCAUGUCCCUUGUAUAAUCCGAAGUCCGUACCGUCCAUCAAAAUCGAGGUUAUCCUCGCGCAACCGGCCGUUCUGAUCCGAGGCCAGCCGACGCCUGUUCGGAUCGUCAUCCAUACGCCCACGGACCUGAUUGAGGCGGGCGACGUCUACCUCCGCAACAUCUCGAUGGACCUCAAGUCGUCCGUCACGACGUCCACCGGCGCGUUGCCGCGAACACUCACGCAGAGGAAUCGCGGGCUCAGCAUGGCCGGGGCCGUCAAGAUUGACAGCGAGCUGUUUGAGCUCGAUACGGGGGCGUGGGGCAACUUUUUCGUUUUGAAUACCAAGCCGACGACGGAGUCUUGUGUGCUGAAGCUGAGCCAUGUGAUGGAGAUUGUGGCGGGGAUAUCUGUUGGGCUCGGGAGCGAUGUUAAGUAUGCUGGUGCGGCGUAUGAGGUUAUCGUGAUGGAACCACCACCGGCGUAUGAAUCAACCACAAAAAGCGACUGCAUUUCCAACGGCGAAUAG